Molecule: messenger RNA, 921 nt
Organism: Saccostrea cuccullata (small rock oyster)
Lineage: Eukaryota; Metazoa; Mollusca; Bivalvia; Ostreida; Ostreidae
Exons: 4
Coding region: 9-791 (260 amino acids)
Biological process (GO): late endosome to vacuole transport via multivesicular body sorting pathway
Cellular component (GO): endosome
Molecular function (GO): zinc ion binding
Source: RefSeq, a predicted model, not a curated record
AAAUUGUUAUGGCUGCAUCACAAUCUAUAAUGGCCCAAGAGGUUUACCUUUGUAACUUCUGUGGUCAGGCUGCCGAGAUCUGCUGUAAAAGUUGUCAGGCUUAUUUGUGUCUUCACUGUGUUCCUGAACAUUUAAUUCAACUUAAAGACGAACGACACGACAUAGUGCCAUUCAAAAAAAGGCGGAAAAGGAAAUGCGAAUUGCAUCCGGGUCAACGUUGUGAGGCUUAUUGUCAGAACUGUGAGGUCCACGUCUGUCUGAGUUGUUUGAUUGGAGAACAUCGAUUACAUGACGUAGCGCAGUACCCAGUCGUUAUCCAAUCAGAAACGGAAAACGAGGAGGAGGCUAACCAAUCAAAAUGCUUUAUCUUAUUGGUAGCAUUUCGCGAUUGUGUGUCCUCUGCACUGCAUUUCCAGUUAGGACCAGUAUCACGGCUGAUUACGUGUGCUAUUUUGUUCACGAUAGGGUUAACGCUUUACACCAUAGGAUGUGCACGGUUCAAGAAUUACCCUUCCUGGAUAGUGAUUUUUUACGUUUUCUUCGGUCUGUGUUCUUCAUUUAUACAUUUUCUUCAUUUGCAUCAUCACUUUUCCGGGCUAAGAGACGUAGCGAUAUUCCUUGCUACCGGUGCUGUGGUGUCGGCAAACGCCUUGACGAUUGUCCUGGCAAAGAAUUCUGAGAUAUCCGUUGGAGCUUGCAUUCUGUCAAUCUUCAGCAAUAUUUUCCUCUUUCCAUCUAUUUAUAAAAUGUUGUCUAGAAAUGAAAAUCAUUUUCCUUAUGAAGAAAUCUAGAAAGUGCUGUGUGAUAUUAACAAGAUUUUGAGAAGAGUAUCUUUUUCCUAAAGGAAAAUGACAUUUUGAUUCCAAGAAACAUGCAGAUUUGUGUAAGAAAACAAUGCUUAUUACUAGAAUUUGUACUAGU